AUGCCGUCGCGACACUCGUCAUCAUCAUCGCGCGCGCCGCUCGAGGACUCUCGCGCCGCCAACCGCUCCAUCUCCACCUCCUUUGCAGGCACGAAACCCUCGCUCUCGUCAGCCAAGUCGUCGGCUUCCAGAAAGAAUGCAGCUAGAUCUACGUCGGCAAAGUCGCGCUCGGCUUCCGGCAAGAUGCGCGGCCGAUUCGACGACGACGACGACAUCGAAGAGGAAGACGAGGACGAGGACCAAGCAGACGACGGCGACAGCUACGACGAGGAAGAGCCCGCCAACCACCGCCAGAGUUCCAAAUCCAAGCCAUCCGCCAGCCACGCAAAACCAACCUCGCGGGCCCCAUCGCAACCGGCCAGUCGUCAGGCUUCCGGCUCGAACAACGCGAACCGCUCCAUCCUCGCUCGCUCCAAUCCUAACGCAUCCAUCGUCAUGGCCGCAGGAAACACCUCGGUCGCUUUCCAGAACUCUCGCGUCGCUGCGCUCGCCAGAUCCCAUGCCGUCGUCGAUGCAUCCUCCAUCAUGCGUCCCCGUGGCCAGUCUGCCCAUCCCUCCGCCGCGGCGGCUGCAGCCGCCGACCCCAACGGCUCCGCUCCUCCCGCCGCUUCCCUUCGCGUAGACACAUCCAGCUUCGAAGAGUGGAUGAAGAUGGCCACCGACAACAAGAUCAACUCCACCAACACGUGGUCCUUUGCCCUCAUCGACUACUUCCACGACAUGUCCCUCCUCCGCAACGAAAGCGGAGACGGAAGCAUCAACUUCCAGAAGGCCUCCUGCACCCUCGAUGGCUGUGUCAAGGUGUGGACCUCGCGUGUCGACUCGGUCGUCGUAGAAACAGGCAAGCUCCUCUCGGGUCUCCAGGAUGACCUCGAACAGGCUUCGCGCAAAGACCGUCGCAAGGGCGAUGACGAUGGGGAAGAUGACGACGCAGACGACGAUGGCGACGACGAUGGCGCUGGCACCUCGUCCCGCAAGAGGAAGAGGAACAAGGAUGCCACGCUCGCAAAGACGUUCGGUCACAUCCAAAUCAAGAAGUUCGAGCUCGAGUUCACCGUCGAUCCCCUCUUCAAGAAGACCUCCGCCGACUUUGACGAGGGCGGUGCCAGCGGCCUCCUCAUGAACCAUCUCGGUGUCGACGCCUCCAUGGCCGUCAUCUUUGAUGCCAGUGACGUCGCAGGUGUUGGCAGCGACGACGACAUGAACAGGAUGCUCGCUGUCGCAGAGGACGACGAUGAGCAAGCCGAAGCUGCCAAGCCCUCUGCAGCCGCCGACGACCAGGUCGAGCUGGUCGACCUGUCCAAGCUCAGCGCAAAGUGGCUCGAGUUCGGGGCAGCCGACGGAUCGGAAGACAUUGAAUCCAUGCUCUCGCGCCGCGUCAUCUGCCCUACGCUGUGCAACUUCCGCUUCUCCAAGGAUGACGACACACCCUUCGGCGUCGGUCUGGACGAGUUCAACCAGCAGACCUUCCACUCGGCCAGCCAGGUCAACCCGGCCUUCUUCAGCACGCGCGCACACUCCGAGGAGCUGGCCGGCGGCGGCUUCCAAGACGACGUCAACCCGCUCUUGGACGAUGCAGGCGCAGACGUCGACUUCUUCGACGGCGGCAUGGGCGCUCCCAUGGACGACAACGACGACGACGGCAACGACUUUUUCGAUGCGCUCGACUCGGCGCCCGCUUUCCACCACGGCGGUCCCGUCGUGCUCGACGGCACCACGGGCGACGUGCAGGGCUACGGCCCCUUUGACCCCUCAGCUGGACCCUCGUCGGACCUGGUCAUGGCCAUGGCCUUCAACCCCGACACCGGUCGACCCCUGGACGGCGCAGACGCCGAGAACGGCAGUGAUCUGUUUGACUACUUUGACCGUCGUCUUCUGCGCAACUGGGCUGGUCCCGAGCACUGGAAAUUGUCGCGCGUCACCGGGCCCCUAGGGCUCGGUGUGGUGGGCGCAGGUGCGGCCGAUCCAGCCGCAGCAGCCGCACGCAAGGAAAGCAAGAAGAGCAAGGAACCCUUCGUCAUCGACUUCCUCUCCGACGAAGGCGCCGUCAACGUCAAGGAGAUCUUUGAGCCGGCGAAGCAGGCGGCAGCCAUCACGCUGCCGCUCAACGCGCGCAACAAGAUGGCGAACCUGGCAGCGUCAUCUUCGGACGCGUACCUGCUGCCGGAGGACCGUCACUUCAGUUCGAAGCAGCUGUUGCGUCUGUUCCUCAAGCCUCGCGUGGCGAUCAACAUGCGUCGCAAGGGUGCGCAGGGUGCAGGCGACGGCUUUGGUGCCGAUGCGCAGCUCUGGGGCGAUGCGGACGGCGACGACAUGGGCGGCGGCGCUGAUGGAGGCAUGCCGUUCGACACGCAGUUCUUCCACGACGCCGAUGACGGUUUUGACGCCAACGGUGCCGAUCUGGGCGGCCUGGACGACUCGCCGGCCCAUGCGACCGUCGGCGGCGGCGAGGACGGCGAUCUGACACAGUCGAUGCAGCAGCUCAACCGCAUCAAGCCCGAGUACGUCAACUAUGCCAAAAAGGCGAAGCGCGUGGAUGUCAAGAAGCUCAAGGAGAACAUCUGGAAGGAGCUCGGCAUCCUCCCGUCCACCGACGAUCCUGCCGCCGUCGCUGCACGCGCCGCCGGGGAAGGCGACGAGACGAUGGAAUCGGUCGAUGCACAGCCUGUCGGUGCGGAGAGCGUCAAGACGUUCGAAUCGGUGCUGUCCGGUCUGCAAAAGGCGUAUCCGCAAGACAAGAUGGAGGAGAUCUCGACGUCGUUCUGCUUCAUCUGUCUGCUGCAUCUUGCCAACGAGGAAGGGCUGGCCAUCAGCACCGGCACCGAGGAUCAGAUCCAGGCACUGCGGUCCAAGCGCGGCCGCACGAGCGCUACGCCGACCAAGGAGGGCGGUCUCUUCGGCCGCUUGGCCGCUGGCAAGAUCGUGCGUCCCAGCAUGGAGGACGACGACCUCGGUGGUGAGGACGAUCUGCCCGUCGAGGGCGAAGAGGGCUACGAGGAGGACGAGCUGCGCGUCGGCAAGCUCUCGGCGCUGCGGAUUAUCAAGGACCCCAAAGCCUACCGUUCUGCAUGA
Moesziomyces antarcticus is the source of this 3072-nucleotide messenger RNA. Its product is annotated as barren. NCBI's taxonomy places the organism in Eukaryota, Fungi, Basidiomycota, Ustilaginomycetes, Ustilaginales, Ustilaginaceae. Gene Ontology annotation, cellular component: condensin complex. The transcript has a single exon. The coding region runs from base 1 to 3072 and encodes 1023 amino acids. The record is from RefSeq and is a predicted model, not a curated record. Gene Ontology annotation, molecular function: chromatin binding. Gene Ontology annotation, biological process: mitotic chromosome condensation.